AUGUCGAACGCAACUCUCCAACCAAAUGUUCCAUCAAAACUGCCACCAGGAACCCUAGGACCAAUUGUUACGUGCACCACUAAUAUUAAAAAAAUUGAUAUCACUCGUGGAAUGAAGAUUUUUAAGUAUCAUGUGAAUAUACAUUUGAUGUCCACCAAUGGAGCUGAAACAGAGUACAAAAACAUGUCUAAAACAUUUGAUAACCAGCUUAGAAACGAAAAGGCUCGUGGAUUUUGCUGGAAGUGCUACAAGUUCCUACGAAAGAAAAAAGACACAAUAUUUGAGACCGGAAUUGAAUAUAUAUACGAUGGCAAGGGGCGCCUCUACACGACGAAACCAUUUACGAAAAACCAAUACGAGUUAAACAUUCCGCCGUGUGAAGUGACAAAACUACCAGCAAAAUCGGUGUUGUUCAUAAUAAAGAAAGCAUCGGAAGAAUAUGAAAUUUCAACAAGCUUCGAAGGAAAACCGAGUAAUGAGUUGCUCAAAAUUCUGCAUUCGGCAAUUAAUCAAGGACCACUAAAUAAAAAGAAUAUCAUAACUGUUGAUGGAUGUAACCACUAUAUAAUCGAACCAUUUCCCAGUAGUAUUGCAAGUCUUACGCGUUACUGCAAAUAUUACGCGGAAGGCUUGAAUACAACGGUUCAGGCUCUAGAAGGAAGCAGUGGUUCAGAUAUAUAUUUAAUAACUGACGUGGUCAAAAUGGAAUGUUAUAAGGAUUCAAUUAAACUCUCUGAUGUACUGGCUGAAUGGGACAGCAAUUUCAAAAAUUUGGAGUUUAAUAGUGUGGAAGCGAAUGAUUUGCUUCAAUAUGUUCAAGACUUGGCAUGUUAUAUUCAUCACGUCCAAACGCGCGGGUUCGGCGAUGAAGCUGAAAUUGUCACGCUCAAAGGAUUUGGACCUCCAGCGAACACGAAAGAAUUUGGCCACAAAAUGAAUGGAAGAGAGGUCACUUUAGAUUUCUACUUUGAAAAGGAAUAUUUGACCAAACUGAAUCAUCCUGAAUAUAUGACAGCAUUAGUACAAAGAGGUGAUGAGCUCGUUCAUUUUCCAAUUGAGGUGUUGACCGUUGUUGGCAAUCAAGUUGCUCAACUCAAAAAAGAAGAGCAAUGUUUCCUUAAAAGGAAAGUGGAAAGCACACCAGCAGUUCGUAAAAAGGAAUGCCGACGCUUAAUGAACCAUAUUUUCCCUUCCAAGGUGAAGGGCACCUUCUACAACUUAUCGCCAAAUUUCCAAAAGGUGAACGCCCGCAUUCUUCCUUCCCCGAUUGUCGAAUAUGCAAAUAGUAGUCACGAAAUGAAAGAUUUGAGCUUUUGGAAAGUCGACAUCUUCAAAAAGCCAGCCACUCUGAACAAUUGGAUGAUCCUAUUCGUCGAAUCGCAGAUAGUUGACCCACUUAUGCGCACAUCUGUUGCUGCAAUGAACAAAUGGCAGCUAAUGCAAUCGGCUGUUUGUAGAAUGAAUUUUAACAAUGAUGGCUGGAAUCACGAGAUCAGCGAUAGUCCAUUUUUCACGAAUACAACUCUAAUAAUCGGAUUUGAUUUUAUGGAAGAAGAUGCAAUGACAAGGAGACCGUUGAUCAUUGGUUAUUCGGCAAACAUCGCACAUCCGCAAAGAUUUAAGCACGGUUUUCGUUUCAGCAAAUUCGAGAACUGUAUGGAAAUGAUUAAAAUUAUCGCCUUUAAUCUUGUACGUGAAGCAUCAGCGAAUCGCCCAUUUCCAAAUGAAAUUAUUAUCUACUUCAAUGAUGUAAUCAAAAUCCAAUAUGAUAUGAAUAUGAUCAAACAGAUUAUUGACGAUUUUUGCAAGAAUAUGAAAUUAUUAGUGCCAAAGUUCACAGUUAUCUCAGUUUCGAACAAUCACAAGAUAGAAGUAUUUCAAAAUAAUGUAUUCAUGCAAGACCCGAUCCCGAAGCAACACCUCAAACCUGGAACAGUUAUUGACAAUGUGAUCGUGAGCUCAGAGCAAAACGAAUUCUUUCUCGCAGCUCAUUCAGUGAAGAGCGACCUUUCAGCUUUGCUUCUUGUCUCAGAUAAAAAAUUCAACGGCAACGCUUCCCGCACCGUUGAUGUUUGCCUCGGAGGAAAUAACCAAAGCAGUCUCCAUUUUCCAGUACUCGGGAUGGAUCGAACACCUGAUAAUUCGCAAAAUCCACCCUUAUCGUCUACCGUCGCAUUUACCCCACCAGCAACGGAACAAACAGAAACUGUUGUGACUAGUCAAUCGACUGAAGAUCAGACCACUGUUACACAAGAUACUGAACAUAAUCAUCAUGAAAAAAAAUCCGUUACAUUUUCGGAGAGCGCACCCACUGCUAUCAUUUAUUUCGAAGGAUCAGCUGAUGGAAAGCCUCAUGUGAAAUCAAUGAAGAUGACGUCGAUGGGUGUUGAACAAGAAACUAGCAAAGCGAGCACAACAAAUACGAAGCAUCCUGACAUUUCGUUCACGGAUCUUGCAGAAGGGGACACUUAUCACACAUUCAAGGUCAACGGAGUUCCAGUAUUGAACUGUUUUGUGAGAAUUAUUACGCUUAGCAAUGUAGCUGUACAAGCCGAGGAUCCGGUAUACGAAGCUGCCGAUCGAAAAGAAAUGGUUGACGAUGUUAAACAGCAGAAUGCUUCGGACAUGCCAGAAGUCAAGGAAGUUGAAAAUUCACAGAAAGUCGAGGAAAAGACACAUGAUGCUCGAACUGCUUCUUCGUUAACUCUUUCUUCCAAAAAUCCGACGGGAACGAUACAGGACACAAAUGAGAAAGCUUUACCUACUAACACAGCAAAAACUCAACAUCAACCGGAGUUCGAGUCAACAACUGAUAAAACACACAGCAACCUAGCCAAUAAUACUGAAGGCGGUCCGAUUAAAGCCGCUGGUAAAAACAGUGAACCUCUACCAACUUCGGAAAAGGCACCAGUUCCAUCGAAAGUGGAGGAUUCCUGCCUUGCUACCUCCAGUUCAAAGAAAGAUGUGAAAGAAGCCGGAUUGACCGACAGUAAUUCUCAACCGGAGCAUGUCGAAUUGAGCAGUCCUUCCAGCCAACUUCACCUUUCUUCGUCAACUCAACAUCAGCCAGAGCUCGAGCCAACAAUCCCUAAAACAAAUGGAAACAUUGUCAAUGGAAUUGAAGAAACUGUUAAGGAAGUCAUUUUGACCAGCACAACGUCUCAAUUGGAACAAUCCAUCCAAUACGAAACCAUGGAGACUGCGGCUCAGGUUCUUCCAGAGGCACAAAACAUAACCAACAAUUCUACGACUGAAACAAUGAAUUGUAACGAUAAUUUUUACUCAGUCAAAGUCGAAACUGAUGAAACACCAUUGGAAUAUGUCGAGUGUUCUAUGAAUACUUCGAGUGAAGAAUUCGAACAAUCCAUUUUGAUGGCAUCUGUUACAUUAAAUAAUGAAAUGAAUGUGAUCCUGUUGAAGGGCGACAAGAUUGGAGAAUCCAAAAGAGCAGAUGCGGCAUCAUCGACCACCGUGGAUGUAUCUUCUAUGGAGAGCAAUGCAGCUGAGGUGCCAAACUCCAACGAAAAAAUUAACUCGUCAGAAGCUGGCUCGAUCGAAGAUCCAACGACGACUAAUCAAAUUCAAAUGGGAGAUGAGCCAAUAGUUGCCGAUAGCUCUGAAGCUGUCAAACCCGAUGUUGUGGAGUCUGUUGCUUCAGCUCCGUCUGCGCUUGAACGCAUUACUGAUACUUCCAUAAUAGAUAACCUGUCCAACACACCAGAACCAGCUCCGCCCGUUGCAGAGGGAAAUGGAAUUAAUUUGCCCAACAUCGGUCCGAUUAUUAUGGGCGCCACUAUCGGAUUUUUCAUCGCAUUGAAGUUGAGAUAG
Molecule: messenger RNA, 3828 nt
Organism: Caenorhabditis bovis
Lineage: Eukaryota; Metazoa; Nematoda; Chromadorea; Rhabditida; Rhabditidae
Source: the annotation of a GenBank genome assembly